Molecule: messenger RNA, 1556 nt
Organism: Asterias rubens (European starfish)
Lineage: Eukaryota; Metazoa; Echinodermata; Asteroidea; Forcipulatida; Asteriidae
Product: UNC93-like protein MFSD11
Exons: 10
Coding region: 102-1433 (443 amino acids)
Source: RefSeq, a predicted model, not a curated record
CCAUUCAUCAGAUGGAUAGCGCUGCCUAAAUCACGUGAAUUUGGGGAAUAGAAUGUGAAAUAAAUACAGUUUGUUGUGUCAGAUCUCUACAAGAAGGAACAAUGGCGAACGUCAUGCUGUAUAACGUGAUUGUGAUGGGGUUUUCGUUUAUGUUCCUCUUUACAGCCUUCCAGACCAGUUCAGGAAUAGAGCAAACGGUGAUUGAGAGCAUUGAUUAUGACAAUCCUUCGGAACAUUUUGGUGGGAGUGGUUAUUACAGCCAAGCCAUCAUCUAUGGGGUCUUUGCUUUCUCCAACUGGUUAGCACCAUCUGUUGUUAGCUUGAUAGGACCUCGAGUUACGAUGCUUGUUAGCGCUGUGGUCUACACUGGGUUCAUUGCUAUCUUCCUUCAACUCAAAAUAUGGAGUUUGUAUAUGAUGUCAGUGUUUCUGGGAUUUGCUGCAGCAUGCAUCUGGACAGCUCAGGGUAACUUCCUGACCAUUAACUCGACCAGUGAGACUGUGGGUCGUAACAGUGGAAUCUUCUGGGCCAUGUUGCAGUGCAGUCUACUCUUCGGAAAUCUCUUCAUCUUUUUUGAAAUCGGUCAGACAAAUACAACACACAUAGAAGCACUUCAGCGGCAAACCAUCUUCAUUGUGUUGACAUCAGUGUCUGGUAUCGGUGUGCUUAUGUUUCUACUGCUUCGUAAUCCAAAACAACAUCAGGAUAACUCGAACCAAGACAUCCAAGUUGUCAGCCAAGAUGCUGAAGUCAAACGAGGUCCUCUUGAGGCAUUAAUCAGCGCAUUUAAACUUCUUAAAAAGCCGCACAUGCUUCUGUUAAUGGUAUGCUUCUUCUACACUGGUCUUGAGCUGACAUUUUUUAGCGGUGUUUACGGUACAAGUGUUGGCAAUACCCACCUGUUUGGGCUGAAGUCUAAGAGUUACGUUGCCCUGUGUGGAAUUUUCAUUGGAUGUGGAGAGAUAUUUGGUGGAGCUACCUUUGGAUUGUUGGGGAACCGAACCAAUAAGUUCGGUCGUGAUCCCAUUGUACUCCUAGGCUUCAUCACUCAUAUCAUAGCUUUCUAUUUUUGUUUUAUCAACCUACCCUCCGAGGCACCUAUCAAAGAUGUUGAUGUACAAGGUUAUUUUCCUCCAAAACUGGCCCUGGCACUAGUCACAGCUUUCCUUCUAGGCUUUGGUGAUAGUUGCUUUAACACUCAAGUGUAUUCCAUCCUGGGAUAUCUCUUCUCCAAAGACAGCUCCCCUGCCUUUGCACUCUUUAAGUUUACACAGUCACUUGCUGCAGCGAUUGCCUUUUUUUACGCCAAUCAACUGAUGCUCCAAUGGCAGCUGUUAAUCCUGGUGGUCUUCUCCGUGUUGGGUACGCUCAGCUUUGCUAUGGUAGAGUGGACAGCAAGCAGGAAGUUCCGAGAAGGUUAUGAAUCUAUCUAGCAUGAGGAAGACUCACUGAAACAAAGCUCGGAUUCCUCAACGGAUGACACUAAUCUGUAAAGAUAUGGUACAACCAUAAAGUUAACUAUAAGAAAAAGAGGGUUCAUUUGCCUAUGUACGCUG